Pochonia chlamydosporia 170 is the source of this 1029-nucleotide messenger RNA. Its product is annotated as zinc-binding oxidoreductase protein. Lineage: Eukaryota; Fungi; Ascomycota; Sordariomycetes; Hypocreales; Clavicipitaceae. The transcript is spliced from 3 exons. The record is from RefSeq and is a predicted model, not a curated record. Gene Ontology annotation, molecular function: oxidoreductase activity, acting on NAD(P)H. The coding region runs from base 1 to 1029 and encodes 342 amino acids.
AUGAAAGCAAUUCGCAUCAAGGCCGCUGGAACGGCUGAAGUCCAAACGGGCGUUCCGGUCCCCAAACUCCGCGACGACUACAUCCUGAUCAAAACGGAGGCGGUUGCGCUCAAUCCCACGGACUGGAAGCACAUUGACUUUCUUGCUGGUCCUGGGGCGAGAGUCGGCUGCGAUUACAGCGGUAUAGUGGAGGAAGUUGGUUCCAAAGUGCAGAAUGGGAUUAAGGUUGGGGAUAGGGUGGCGGGAAUGAUUCAUGGGAGUAAUCCUUCGAAUCAUGAGGACGGGUCGUUUGCAGAAUACGUCGUUGCCAAAGGAGCGCUGCAGAUGCGAAUCCCGGAUACUUUAUCCUUUGAAGAUGCUGCGACCCUUGGAGCCGGCAUCAUAACAAUGGGACAAAGUUUAUAUCAAUCUCUGGGCCUUCCACUCCCGAACAAUCCUUCAAAAGAGAACAUUCCCGUUCUGAUCUACGGAGGAAGUACCGCGACCGGCACGCUGGCUAUCCAAUUCGCAAAGUUGUCUGGUCUCCAAGUCAUCGUCACAUGCUCCCCUCGCAACGAGAAACUCGUCCGCGAUCUAGGCGCAGAUUUUGUAUUCGACUACAAGUCCCCAACAUGCGCAGCGGACAUUCGCUCCGCAACCAACAAUCGUCUCGCUCACGCGUUCGACACGAUUGCAUCGAACGACUCUGCGCAGAUAUGUUGCAGUGCUAUUGGUCCCCAAGGCGGCAGGUAUACGUCUCUUGAACCCAUUGAGAAGCUUCCCCGUGAUGAUGUCACCAAGCUUAAUACCAUGGCUUUCACUGCCGUGGGCGAGGCUUUCGAGAUUGCGGGCUUCCAGGUCCCAGCGAAGGAGGAGGAUUAUACGUUUGCUGUCAUCUUUACGAGAUUGGCGCAGGAUUUACUCGCGCAACAGAAAUUUAAGCCUCAUCCGGUGAGUGUGCAGGAGGGGGGGUUGGAUAGUGUGCUUGAUGGUUUGCAGAGGAUGCGGGAGGGGAGGGUGUCUGGUGUGAAGUUGGUGUAUCCUAUUUAG